This is a messenger RNA of Bombus terrestris (buff-tailed bumblebee), 4083 nucleotides long. Its product is annotated as atrial natriuretic peptide receptor 1. Gene Ontology annotation, cellular component: membrane. The record is from RefSeq and is a predicted model, not a curated record. The transcript is spliced from 19 exons. Gene Ontology annotation, molecular function: ATP binding; protein kinase activity; guanylate cyclase activity. The coding region runs from base 1 to 3426 and encodes 1141 amino acids. Lineage: Eukaryota; Metazoa; Arthropoda; Insecta; Hymenoptera; Apidae. Gene Ontology annotation, biological process: intracellular signal transduction; receptor guanylyl cyclase signaling pathway; cGMP biosynthetic process.
AUGGAGAAUAGUUUACGCAAACAGGUGUUGUCCGUGAGUACGAAGUUUUUCGUAAUCGCAGUGAUUUCUCAGACUAUGGGUUUUGUCAACGUUACUCCAGCGUAUGAUGAACGUUCCAUAAGAGUGUACAACGUAGGCGUUCUUAUGGCUUCUCGCUUGAAUAGUCCUUUCGAUCUGGAGAGAUGCGGUCCAGCCGUCGACUUGGCUUUGGCCGAAGUAAAUGACUUCUUAAGCGUGCACAACAUAAAGUUGCGCAAGGUUCAAGGAAGCUAUCCAUUGUGUAGCGGAUCCGCGGCACCAGGUAUAGCCGCUGACAUGCACUUCCGAGCGAACGUGAUCGCGUUUAUCGGUCCAGCCUGUGCUUUCGCCCUGGAACCCGUGGCAAAACUCGCCGCCUAUUGGAACACUCCCAUAAUCACUGGAAUGGGUGACCAACCGCCAUCGGAGGAAGAACUGUCCGUAACAUCGGGUAUCCUUGGGAGAAUCAAUAAAUGGAAGAAUGAAAGCUCGGGAAUCUUCAAAGACAAAAGCAAAUAUCCAACUCUAACGAGGAUGUCUUAUUGCCAGUGUCGACUUCGACUGGUAUUCUCUAGUAUAUUUAAAGAAUUUGGAUGGUCCCACGUAGCGCUCAUAUUGGACAGAUCCGAUCUGUUCUCGUGGACUGUUGGGAAAAAUUUGGAAUACGGUUUAAGAAAAGAAGGGCUGUUGAAGUUCGUGAGAGAACUCGAUGGAAAUUCCGAGGACGAGUCCUACCAUUAUUAUUUGCGCGAUGCUAGUAUGUAUGCACGAGUGCUGAUCCUUAGCGUUCGAGGAACUCUGGUUAGAAAGUUUAUGUUGGCUGCUCACGACUUGGAAAUGACCAGGGGAGAUUGGGCCUUCCUCGAUGUUGAAAUAUUUCAAGGAGCCUAUUGGGGUGACCACGAUUGGCAGGUUGGCGACGAGAACGAUGCCAUUGCUAGAAAAGCGUACGAGGCGUUGCUCAGAGUAUCUCUUUUACAACCAACCAGUCCGAGAUUUCAAGAUUUUGCCGACACUGUUCGCCAAAGAGCUCAAACCGACUACAAUUAUUCUUUCUCGGAAGGAGAAGAGGUGAAUUUCUUUAUCGGAGCUUUCUACGACGGCGUAUAUUUGCUCGGAAUGGCAUUGAACGAAACUCUGUCCGAGGAUGGAGAUAUCACAGACGGCAUAUCGAUAACGAGGAGAAUGUGGGACCGAGACUUCAUUGGUAUUACGGGGCACGUGAGGAUCGACGACAAUGGAGAUCGCGACGCGGACUACAGUAUCCUGGAUUUAGAUCCUAUCACGGGAAGGUUCGAAGUCGUUGCGCACUAUUUAGGAUUAAAUCGAGAAUAUAGUCCCGUGGCUGGGAAGAAGAUUCAUUGGCCCGGAGGAAGAGAAGGUCCUCCUGCCGAUGUUCCGGAGUGUGGAUUUCUAGGAAACGAUCCUUCUUGCACGUCCAGGACCGAAGCCUAUACUUUUAUCGCUUAUACCAGUUUGACCCUCAUUCUGUUUUUACUCGUUGCUGUUACCGCGAUAUGUGUGUUGUACAGACGUUUAAGGGUGUCGGCCGAUCUGAACAACAUGUCCUGGAGAAUCAGACCCGAAGAACUGCUCCUAGAAAUAGGGAAACCGUUCUCUUCGAAAAUUAAUCUGCACCAAACGAUAGCUGAGAAUUUUGGAUUGGAGCAGCGUAUUCGUCGUGGAUCGCAAUUCAGCUGCGAAUCCGUACCUCCAACUACGGUAUUCACCACCGUUGGAAUUUAUAAAGGAGAAAGAGUGGCUAUUAAAAAAGUCACUAAGAAGAAGGUAGUUGACGUGACCAAGAAAUUAUUGUGGGAGAUUAAACAAGUUCGAGACGUUACAUCGGAAAAUACAGUCAGAUUUAUCGGCGCUUGUCUCUGUUCUCCAUCACCGACCGUGUUAAUCUUGACAGAGUACUGUCCUCGAGGUUCCUUGAAAGACGUUCUAGAGAACGAAGCUAUUAAAUUGGAUUGGAAUUUUCGAAUGUCUCUAAUCCACGACAUCGUUAAGGGAAUGUCUUAUCUUCAUGCCAGCGAGGUAUCGGCACACGGAAAGCUUCGAUCCUGCAACUGCCUAAUCGAUGGCCGUUUCGUCUUAAAAAUUUCAGACUUUGGCCUCAAAACACUCACUACCCCGUCUGACUUAAUAAUGGAUGAUAAUUAUUAUACCAAAUUGCUUUGGAUCGCACCGGAACUGUUGUCAUUAACCGUGACACCAGGCAGUGCGGCAACUCAGAAAGGAGAUGUUUAUAGUUUCGCGAUCAUCUUAGAGGAAAUCGUGAUUCGUGGUGGCCCAUACGAAUCUGUGAAAUCGUUUAUGACUUCCCGAGAGAUCGUCGGCCGGGUUGCAGCAUCAGAAACGCCGUCAUUCAGACCGGAAGUGACACCAAAAGACUGCCCACCUGAUAUCUUAUCCCUUAUGGAGAAAUGUUGGAACGAAAUCCCAGAAGAACGACCAACGUUUCAUGCGAUUCGCGAAACUAUACGUGGCAUUAUGAAAGGCUACUGUGAAAAUUUAAUGGACGAUCUAUUAAGACGUAUGGAACAGUAUGCAAAUAACUUAGAAGCCCUUGUAGAGGAGAAAACGGAACAGUUAAGUCUAGAAAAGCGACGUAGCGAAGAACUUCUGUAUCAAGUGCUUCCAAGGCAAGUAGCGUGUCAGUUGAUGGCUGGAGAGAUGGUUCAACCGGAACAAUUCGAGUGCGUGACAAUUUAUUUCAGUGACAUUGUUGGCUUCACAGCUCUCUGUGCACAAAGUACACCGAUGGAAGUGGUAGAUUUUUUAAACGACCUCUACAGUACUUUCGAUCGCAUCAUCGAAUUCUACGAUGUUUAUAAGGUGGAAACAAUAGGAGAUGCAUACAUGGUAGUGUCUGGCUUGCCAGAAAGAAACGGCAAUAAACACGUGAGAGAAAUUGCCCUGAUGGCUCUAGCGAUUCUCGAUUCUGUACGUUCGUUCACUAUAAUGCAUAAACAGAAUGCACAACUCAGUGUUAGAAUUGGUGUACACAGUGGACCUGUUUGCGCGGGUGUAGUUGGUCAAAAGAUGCCACAUUAUUGUCUUUUUGGUGAUACAGUAAAUACUGCAUCAAGGAUGGAGUCUUCGGGACUACCGCUACGCAUACACAUUUCUGAAGCAACAAAAUGUAUAUUGGAUAAGUUUGGAACGUUCGAUUUGGAGCUCAGAGGUGAAGUGGAAUUAAAGGGGAAGGGACGAGUAAUUUCUUACUGGUUAAGGGGUUGCUCCGAACCAGAUCUAAGGCCACCAACACCGAAAUACCGGAAACACAGCGUUAGUACGCCGGACAAUAAUUUAAAUCCUCUAAUCUUCCCGCCUAAUAAUACAAAUGGUGCAAAAGCCAACAAUACUUUCAUUAAUUUAUCCGAAUUACAGCAGACCGUGUAAUCUUCGAAAAAUUUAAAGGUAAAAUGUAAAAAGAAUCAAUGUUCCAUGGUAGAUGUUCUUACGAUUUAAAAUUAAAGCUAGGGCUCGUAAUUAUAAUAAAUUUAUUUUAUUUUUUCCUAUUACGAUAUGUCGAUUCGGGAUGUUUACAUCAAUAACAUUUAAUUUAUACGUAAGUAGUAGAAUCUAUAAUAGAUUUUUGUCCUCAGGCGUGUAUAUUAAGUUGUUCAUUUCGAUCGACAUGACUGUUUGAAAAAUUGGUAAUUUUUAUUCUGUUUGUGAAACAAUUCUACUUAUCAAUAUAUACUUGUCUAACAACAAUGAUCUACGUAAAGCUCCGGUAAAUUGGAAGAGUCAACAAAAAGAAAAAAAAAAUAAGAAUUUCCUAAAAGAAAUGGAAAAACACACUUUAUUUUUUCUACUUCCACUGUGUCAAACUAUUCGCAGUUUCAACGUAGUGUAAUUUCUUUCUGAAUGUUUCUCGUUGAGUAGACUACAGCAGAAUCACCAUCUUUAUCUUUAUUAUCGUUUCCGUUAAACACUACUAGUAAUCGGUUACAAACCUCUGUAUUUUGUAUUAAUGCGAAACAAAAAAAAAUGUAAUAUCAAAUGUUUUUUUUUUUUCUUUUGAACUUCGUAAUAAAAGAUAUAUCACGUAGA